Molecule: messenger RNA, 2118 nt
Organism: Rhizopus microsporus ATCC 52813
Lineage: Eukaryota; Fungi; Mucoromycota; Mucoromycetes; Mucorales; Rhizopodaceae
Product: integrin alpha N-terminal domain-containing protein
Exons: 9
Coding region: 1-2118 (705 amino acids)
Cellular component (GO): extracellular region; extracellular matrix
Molecular function (GO): GPI anchor phospholipase D activity
Source: RefSeq, a predicted model, not a curated record
AUGUUGCUGCAAUUUUGGACCUUGGUAGAUUCUUGCGGAAUUGCUGUCCAUAAUGAAGUGACUUAUCAAGCCCUAAAUCGAUUUAAGCCUGAGAAUGAGUUAUAUCGAACAUAUAAACAGACAGCUCUUGAUUCCCCUGGAUAUUCACAGGCAGGUUCUUUUUUCCCUGACUGGGGAUACAACUGUCUUGGUUAUAAUCAGCAGUCAGAAGAUGCGCAUUGGCCAACGUUUAUAAAGACAGCAGUAAAUUAUGUUCGAGAAGUAUACCCUAAAUCUGAAUUCCAUAAUAACCCUCAUGUGAAGGGGCUGAUAUCAUUCAUUCUAUCUACCAUGUCUCAUGGUAUGGCAGAUGUCAAAUGGCAUAGCCUAGGCGGGUUGUCAGAUUACUUCAUUGUAGCCUUGGCAAAUUCAGAUUUUCAUGGAAAUUUUGAAGAGGCACAUAUGGCUGCUGACACAGGUGGAGAGUUUACAUUACGGCAUUCGAGCCGGCUGUCUUAUUUAAAUGAGACGUGGAAGGUUCCCACGAGGGAUUUGGUUGAAAUAUAUAAAAGAUUAUACAUAGAUUCCUCUGUAAAGAUACCCUCAGAGAAACACAUACAAUAUUGUAUGACAGCUGCUUAUGCAGCUGCACAAAUAAAUGCCGAAUUUGGACAAUGGAUGUUUGGUGUCUAUGGCGCAAGGAGUCCGUUUUUAGUAGAAGAGUUGUACGAUUACUACAGAGGAGGUAUACAUGACAUGUCAAAAAGUGUAUCUGAAUGUUAUUCGCAAAUGAUCGAUGGCUUUGAACAUGGUAUAGCGUAUGGUCAACCAGAUGUUCUCUGCGCUAGUUAUUUUAACACACUGAGAGACCAAAGCAGCACACCCCAGCCACGGUGUUUGCACAAUUCGAUAAAGCAACUUAAAGACAAUAACAAGAUAGAAACAGAAUAUGACCCAGCCACAGGUGUCCUGACGCUAACAACAGCAAUGAAAAAUAGUGAUCGUCAAAAGGAAAGUCAGUAUGGUACACCCAUCAUUGUAACACAAAGCAUGUAUCAGGCCAUGCUUCAAGCGCCCUUUGUCCGUCUAUUUCCCUCUCGCUGCACAUCACUGGAAGAUUUAGUCACUUUGACCAUUCCGUCCUGGCCGUCUGGGGUAGGUCAUCAGACUGUGCUUGGGGACUUUGGUGCUACUGGACAGCUUGACACGGCGAUUUCAGCCCCCUAUCAUGACAAGGCAGGAACCGUCUUUAUUGUCAACAAUACUGUCCAGAGAUCGCUCUCUGGUACUCAGCAGGAUCUGACUAAACUAACCGAGACUGUUCUGGCUGGGAAAGAAGGAACUUUUGGAUGGGCUAUGGUCACGGUUGAUUUCAAUCAGGAUGGCGUUGAUGAUUUAGCCGUUGCCUGCCCCACGGAGAAUGGAGGGCAGGUGUUCAUCUAUUUUGGACAACAGGGGAUUGGUCUCUCCGAAGAACCCAGCGUUCAGAUUGAACUCCCGUUUCAAGGCACCGUAUUGGCUGCUAUCGACAUAGACCAAGAUGGACAUCUUGAUUUAGUAAUUGGGUGUCCCCUCUGUCCUUCUAAUGAUUAUCUUCAGUCAGGGAUUGUGUACUUUUUUAAAAGCCGACGUGAUUAUGCUUCAGUUCUUGUACAACCUGACAUCAUCAUCGAGAAUCCCAAUAUGGAUCCAGCCUCUUAUGACCAUUUUGGGGAAACGAUUUUACUUGUGAAAGAUAUGUUGAUAAUCUCUGCACCAGGAUAUAGCCAAGGUAGAAAACAAAGAGUAGGCAAGAUAUAUGCAUUUGAUAGAGCCAAUCAACUGAAAUGGACGAUGGUUGGUGUAAGGGAGUUUCAGCAAUUUGGAAGAGCGAUGGUGACUGAUAGCAGAGAUAUUCUGGCGAUAUCAAGUCCUUCUGAAGAAACCACCAUUGGAUUUCAAAGAUACUGGCAAGCAGGUACAGUGAGAAUAUAUGAUCUAGACAAGUUAUUAUCAUCAAACCAAGCAGUUGAUAUGGAAUAUGGAUUGAUAAAGACGUUAAAGGGAAGAACAAAUGCAGGUCAUUUAGGACAAUCUUUAUCUAUUGUCAAUCAAGAAUUAUGGGUGGGUGAACCAAUGGCUGAAAAAGGUAAUAGAUAA